Messenger RNA from Drosophila sulfurigaster albostrigata, 1621 nucleotides. RefSeq names its product GRIP1-associated protein 1 (gene stai). Gene Ontology annotation, molecular function: tubulin binding. Gene Ontology annotation, biological process: neuron projection development; microtubule depolymerization; regulation of microtubule polymerization or depolymerization. Lineage: Eukaryota; Metazoa; Arthropoda; Insecta; Diptera; Drosophilidae. The record is from RefSeq and is a predicted model, not a curated record. Gene Ontology annotation, cellular component: cytoplasm; neuron projection. Bases 287 to 1198 code for a protein of 303 amino acids. The transcript has 7 exons.
CCUGCUUCUGGACAAUUAACAUCGACUUACUUAGUUUGUCUUUGUCGUUCGUUGCUUUCGUUCCGUUUCGUGCUGUCGACGUCAGCUUUGUUGUUGCUCCAAUAGAGGUAGAAAAACGCAAUAAUCAGGAAAUACGUUCAAAAGAACUCACUCCUAAUAAUUGAUGCUAAGUGCAACAGAAAAACACACUCACACAUAUCUCUUAAAAGCAAAUACCUAUCAGCUGACAGUAUUCAUUUAAGUUAUACUGAUAUCUAUAAGCUCGGAACAAGUCAUCAAGCUCGUCAUGCUGAUUGGAUUAGUACGCGAUUCGGUGAUGCAGUGCUUCUGCCACACCUGCCGGGCACCGGGUAUUCUGCCAGUUGUAGUUUCCAGAAGAUCCGCGCCUAUUAAGAAAAAUAAUAAAAUACGUUCAAAGCAGCCGCGACUCAACAAAAAAGUAAAAUUCAUAACCACUGAGAUCCGUUGCCAGGAGAAGUCUCGUGGUGGUCUUAGCUAUGAGGUCAUCUUGGCCGAACCAGCACCCAAUGUGCCAGUGCCCAAGCGUCCUGUUACUCCUGGAAAAAACGUAAGCGUUGAGGACAUAGAGCAAAAGUUGAAAGCCGCCGAAGAGCGGCGCAUUUCUUUAGAAGCCAGGAAGAUGGCAGAGAUUUCUAUCAAACUUGCAAAAGUUGAGGAAGCUACGCGCAAGAAAGAUGAAAUAACUAACGAGUUUAUUACUCAGACCAAGGAGCAACUGGAGACUAAAAUGGAACAUCAUGUAGAGAAACGCGAAGCCAUUAUCAGUGAUAUGAAGGAAAAGCUAAAGAUUCAUGCCCAGGAAAUAGAAAAGACGCGAGAGACUUUGGAACAGCAAAAAGCCUAUGAGCAGAAGGCUAUUGAAGAGAAAUUGAAGACCGCUCAAGCCUUACGCGAUGAGAAUAUAAAAAAGAUGUUAGAUCGUCUCAAGGAGCAUAAUACAAUCAAAAUUGCUGAAAUCAAAUCGCAAAACAAUCAAUUGGAAAAUCAAAAGCUUGAGGAGAAGGCGCGUAUUAUUGAAAACAAAUUGUACGCCGCAGAGCAGAAUCGCGAGAAGGAAUUGCUCAAAAAAAUUGAAAAAGUUCAAAAGCUUGAACGUCGCGCUGAAGUGGUGCGUCAGAAUAAGGCUCAAACCCAGGAUAUUGAUGGGCUGCAGAAUCUUAUUGCCUCUUCGGGUUAGACGCAUUGAAAAUUGCAAUUGCUGCUGGACAUGUAGCGCAUCCGUAGCGCAUCUUAAAGAUACACCUAAUAUAAAAUCAUCAACAAGAUCAACUACAACACUAAUCACAACAACAUUUGAUUUGCUUCAAAAAUGUCAAGUAUUAUAAAAAACAAACAUAACAUUUCGCUGAGCAAUGCUGAAAUCAGCGCUAGUACUAAAGGCAAGAAACAUGAAUAUAGUGGCAAGCAACUAGCAAAACUCAAUAACUUAAAUAACACUUCUACACUACACUGAAUACAUUUAUAAAAAGCUACAAUGGAAAAUAAUAUUCUCUUCAUUUAACUUAAAAACUAUUCAGCCGCUGACAUUUAAUAUUUAAAACAUUUCUAAAAUAAACGAUAACCGUCAUUGGCCUGCCUGUCGUUUUGUGUUCGCUUUGCU